AUGUCUACCUUCACUGCUCUCAAUGGCGCUUCAUCAAAGCUGACAGAGUCUCCGGCGGCGCCGGGAGAUAAAAGCUCUGGACCAGAAGAUCGUCUCGCCGGUUCAGCAGCAACCGCAUCGGUAUCGGCAGCCCCCGAAGCACCACCAACGACGUCUCAAAGAGAAUCCUGGACUCCUCAAAGUGUAGAGAGGACUAUACAUGUCGCAACCUAUCCGGAAAUCGAAGGAUCACAUAAGCGUAAGCGUUCUGGAUCCGUCGAUAUCCGGAGAGAAGCUUCAGUACAAGAGCGCACCCCAGAAACCGCAACGGCUCCACCACACGACGCCCGCGAUCACUAUGGAACCCCACAGAGAGACUAUCGACCCUAUGGCGAUGAGCAGAGGGACCGCGACAAGGAGUUGUGGUACUCGCAUCAAUCUCGGGAUGAGAGAAAUCCCUAUGAGACGCAGCAGAACUCGGCAAUUUCGACACAGAGCAACUCGGAGGAGCAGAUUGGGGAAGCUUUGAGGCGAGCUACCGGACAGAUGGACCACAGCGAUUACGGCGGCACAAGCCCUGAUGGCGAUGAUCGAUCGAUGUCUCUUUACGGUGGUUCGUAUACCGACCAUAGAGGAGACUCGAUGCUCCAGCAUGAUCCGAAGAAGCGGAAGCGAAAUUUCAGUAACCGCACAAAAACUGGGUGCCUAACCUGCCGGAGGAGAAAGAAGAAGUGUGAUGAACAGAAGCCUGAGUGCAGUAACUGCAUUCGUGGUGCCUUCGUAUGUGCUGGCUAUCCGCCACAGAGGGGGCCAGGCUGGCAAAAGCCAGACAGCAAGGCCGCGGCGGUGCCACUCGAAUCCAAAGACCCCAGCUACGUGCCCCCUGGUGCGUAUGGCAUGCCGCAGCCUCACCCGCAGCCUCACCCGCAACCCCAAUCGCAGCCGCCUCCGCAGCCAGCCUCGGUGCCCGGGCCGGGACCAGUGCCCGCCCCCUACGGACCCCAGCCUGUGAAACGAGAGUCCGUAUCCCAUUACCGCGGCCAGCCUCUCCGGAUAGACCCUCCACAGAGCCGGCCAGUCAUCAUCUCGGACGACGACCGUCCAACGGCAUCGACCAUACCAAGUGCGUCCGUGACGAGUCCCGACAACAAGCUUUCUGCUCUGCCCUACACUCCCGCCAACGUCUUCCCCACGCCCGUAAGUGCAAACACGCAACCGCCGCCGUUUGGGGAGAGGAUGGCAAAGGAGUAUCAGCGGGUGCCUCCGCUGCACGACCUGAGCCGAACCGAGCCUGAAACCCCCCAUCCAGGCAACCAGUUGCCGCAAAUCAACAUCCUGCAUCCCACGAGGACAAACAGCCCGACGCCUCGACCCCAGCCACCUGCAACCUCAAAUGCACAGAUGGCUGCGCAGCUAGCACUCUCGCACUCACAAUUUCCUCUUCGACGGACCCAAAAGGAGGAGAUGCUUUCAGGAAGGCACUUUUACCCGUUCGAUAAGGAGCUCUGCCUCGAGCGAGAGCGAUGCGCUGCUGCCUGCUGGAGAUUCAACAACCUCACGACACCUCCGACCAACGGUGUAUCUCCCGAGGAACGAGCCCGCCUCUUCCUCGAGAUUCUACAACCUCGAGAUCCUGUCCGUGUGUCUCCCACCGAGGCGUCUCCGGUUACCAAUGUUGGCCGGGUCGGUCGCCAUGUUGCUGUUGAAACCCCCUUUGUGUGCGAUUAUGGCUACAACAUUUCCAUUGGCAACGACGUCGUCAUUGGGCGAAACUGCACCAUCAACGAUGUCUGCGAGGUCAGGAUCGGGGACAACUGCGUACUCGGGCCCAACGUUAGCAUCUUCACUGCCUCCCUUCCCAUUGACCCUAAGAAACGCCAAGGAGGACAGGGUCCGCAGUUUGGCAGACCCAUUGUCAUAGAGCAAGAUUGCUGGAUUGGUGGCGGUGCCAUAAUCUUGCCUGGCCGGACCAUUGGCAAGGGAAGCACCGUAGGAGCUGGAUCUAUUGUCACCAAGGAUGUACCUCCCUUCACUAUUGUGGCCGGGAAUCCUGCACGCGUCCUUCGCGGCAUUGCCUCUUAA
Messenger RNA from Trichoderma aggressivum f. europaeum, 2061 nucleotides. RefSeq names its product transcriptional regulator family: Fungal Specific TF. The record is from RefSeq and is a predicted model, not a curated record. Gene Ontology annotation, molecular function: acetyltransferase activity; DNA-binding transcription factor activity, RNA polymerase II-specific; zinc ion binding. The transcript is spliced from 3 exons. Lineage: Eukaryota; Fungi; Ascomycota; Sordariomycetes; Hypocreales; Hypocreaceae. The coding region runs from base 1 to 2061 and encodes 686 amino acids. Gene Ontology annotation, biological process: regulation of DNA-templated transcription.